Molecule: messenger RNA, 1653 nt
Organism: Tachysurus fulvidraco (yellow catfish)
Lineage: Eukaryota; Metazoa; Chordata; Actinopteri; Siluriformes; Bagridae
Gene: foxq1a
Product: forkhead box Q1a
Exons: 1
Coding region: 188-1162 (324 amino acids)
Biological process (GO): anatomical structure morphogenesis; regulation of transcription by RNA polymerase II; cell differentiation
Molecular function (GO): DNA-binding transcription factor activity, RNA polymerase II-specific; RNA polymerase II cis-regulatory region sequence-specific DNA binding
Source: RefSeq, a predicted model, not a curated record
CUAUCACAUAUUAAGUGUCCUCGCACUUGUGCAGCUGCUCUUUCAAUCGAAGUUUGAGAACUUUCAUCUCAAGCCUGGUUGAACUUCCAAACAAAGCGACUCCGUUUGAGUUUCGGUGAACAGCGGGGAUUCUAUUCUUCUAAUUGCUUUUUUCUCUAAACUUUUUGUGAGCGCAGGACUUGUGAUCAUGAAGCUGGAGGUUUUCCGCGGGACGCAUCACCACGCGAAACCACCGGAGACGUGCAGCGACGCUGAGACCAGUGUGCCGUCUCCGCUGUCCGGGGAAGACGAACUGGGGUCAGAUGGUGAUUGCGCAGCACACAGCCCGUGCGCACCUGUCGCGUCUUCCGCCGCCAUGUCCUCUGCAGCAGUGCGCAUUGAGGGCAAGGACAAAGGCAAGCCUUACACACGCAGACCAAAGCCGCCUUACUCGUACAUCGCCCUGAUCGCCAUGGCCAUCCGCGACUCCAGCUCGGGCCGCCUCACGCUCGCUGAGAUCAACGACUACCUCAUGCGCAAGUUCCCAUUCUUCCGCGGCACCUACACGGGCUGGCGCAACUCGGUGCGCCACAACCUGUCGCUGAACGACUGCUUCCUGAAGGUGCUGCGCGACCCCUCGCGCCCCUGGGGCAAAGACAACUACUGGAUGCUGAACCCACACAGUGAAUACACGUUUGCCGACGGCGUGUUCCGGCGACGCAGGAAGCGAAUUGGCAAAAAAUCGGGCCGGGAGCAGGAUGAGAGCACAAACCAAGCCUCCACGGACUCUAUAAACGCGCCCUCAGCGGCAACCAAGUUCACAAGCCCGUUCGCCAUCGACAGCAUCCUAAGCCGACCUUUCCGCAAAAGGGAGCAGCCGGAGGACAUCGCUGCGGCCACUUGGCAUGGGGGUGCCCCCGCACCAGCGCCUUACGUCACGCGCGGGGCACCGCUUCACGCGCUGGUGGAUGCAAGCACCGCGGUGCACACGCUCCGCGCCUACGGGAUGAUGGGCGUCGCGUUUGAGGACUUGGCCGCUGGGAUGCGGCAUGACAGAGACUUUCUCAGCGCUCCGCUAAGCUCAGAUCGCCUUCCGGUCCCGAGAAUUACACCAAACACCGCACACGCGUCCACUAAACCUGGAGCUUUUCACCCGUUUCAAAUAGACUACUUAUUAUCCUAAUGGCGCACAGGACAAUGUCUUAUUUGGCACUUUAUUCGUACUGGACUUUGAACAGAAUACAUUUCAUUAAGAAGUUGCCACCAGUGAUCUGGGAACUUUGUAAUUAAAUGGAGUACAUGCACAAAUACAGGAAAUGAUUUCUGCCCUGUCAGUAAAUACUGUUGUGUAAUAAUGUAAUAUCAUGUAUUUAUGAUGUGCUGUUGGUCAUUUUCCCCUCGUGUUUCCCCAGAUUCCUUUCUUGUUCAGGAAUGUGGCUGCAGUGGGGAUUUUUAAAAUAUCAAUUUGCUUACUCUGUCGUCUUUGAAAACAAUGACACUGACAGCUAUAUGUUGUUGCUUUUGCUGCAGUUGUUGUUGUUUUAAUGAGAAGGUCAGCUUUUCACAGUGACAAGCUGAGCUCUGACUGUAAACUGGACAGCACUUCUAAUGUCUACUGAAAAGAAAGAAUGCAUGCGAAUUUUUAAACUGAGCAAUAAAAUUUUAUUUCUGUUA